Pyrus x bretschneideri (Chinese white pear) is the source of this 1161-nucleotide messenger RNA. RefSeq names its product glycine-rich protein DOT1-like. Bases 32 to 976 code for a protein of 314 amino acids. The transcript is spliced from 5 exons. The record is from RefSeq and is a predicted model, not a curated record. Lineage: Eukaryota; Viridiplantae; Streptophyta; Magnoliopsida; Rosales; Rosaceae.
GGUGUGUUGAUAAUUUCAUCUCAUCGGAAAGAUGCCUCACGGAACGCUUGAAGUUCUUCUUGUCAGUGCCAAAGGCCUCGACAACAAUGAUUUUCUCGGUAACAUGGAUCCCUAUGUUAUUUUAACUGUAAGGACCCAAGACAAGAAAAGCACUGUCGUCUCAGGGCAAGGAUCUGAACCAGAAUGGAACGAGACCUUUUCCUUUACAGUCUCCGACGAUGUUGAUGAACUUCGCUUGAAAAUAAUGGACAAAGAUACCUUUAGCUCUGAUGAUUUUAUUGGAGAAGCAACGGUUGCUUUAGAGCCGUUGUUCGCUGAAGGAAGCCUUCCACCAACUCCAUACAAUGUUGUCAAUCAGGACAAGGAAUAUAGCGGAGAGAUUAAAGUUGGACUCACUUUUACUCUUGAGAGAAGCGGCCACGGCGACAGUUCUGGAGACUAUGGUGACGUGGAGAGCUAUGGUGGUGGGAGGAAAGGAUCACAUAAACGUGAGGAAAGGUAUGGUGGUGGCGCUGGUGGCGGCGGUGACUAUGGUGGAAAUGGUGGCGGUUAUGGUGGAGGCGGAGGUGGCUAUGGUGAUAGCGGUGGUGGCUAUGGUGGAGGUGCUGGUGGUGGGAGGAAAGGAUCACAUAAAGGUGAGGAAAGGUAUGGUGGUGGUGGUGGUGACGGCGGCAAUGAUUAUGGUGGAAGAGGCGGCGGCUAUGGUGGAGGCGGAGGUGGCUAUGGUGAAAGUGGUGGUGGCUAUGGUGGAGGUGGUGGCGGCUAUGGUGGAGGUGGCGACGGCUAUGGCGAUCAUGGUGGUGGCCAUGGCGGUGGUAGUGGUGGCUAUGGUGAUGGCGGCGGCUAUGAAGGUGGUGGCGGUGGCCUCGGUGGUGGUGGUGGUAGUAGUUAUGGCAGUGGUGGUGGAUGGAAAGAAUCAUCUAAAUCUGAGGACAGCUCUGGUGGAUGGAAAGAAUCCUCCACAUACAGAGGAUGAGUUUAUUAUCAUAAUUGACAGUACUGUAAUGUAUGAUUGAUUAUCAUUUAGUUGCCUGGUCUUAUUAGACAAUAAAAGAAUAAAGUGCUUUAAUCUUGUUCGAGGUUCCUUUCUACCUGUGGACCAAAAAUUUUACUAUGUUACAAUGUAUGACAUUAUCGAAUAAUUAAAGUGUGAGAUGUGCA